Molecule: messenger RNA, 792 nt
Organism: Penicillium lagena
Lineage: Eukaryota; Fungi; Ascomycota; Eurotiomycetes; Eurotiales; Aspergillaceae
Product: SDR family oxidoreductase
Exons: 5
Coding region: 1-792 (263 amino acids)
Cellular component (GO): intracellular anatomical structure
Molecular function (GO): oxidoreductase activity, acting on NAD(P)H, oxygen as acceptor
Source: RefSeq, a predicted model, not a curated record
AUGGUCCUCGCCCAGCCUCAGAACCAGCAUGUCAUGAAGGCGUUCGACCUUACCGGCAAGGUUGCCGCUGUGACCGGAGGUGCCCGUGGAAUCGGCCUCGAGGUGUCCAGAGCACUAGCCGAAGCAGGUGCCCAUGUGGCCUUGAUCUACAACUCGUCCAAGACCGCCGAGGCGACCGCAGCCGAGAUCGCAUCUGCGAACAAUGUUCGCACGGCUGCGUACCAGGCAAAUGUAGGAGUUCAGUCCGAAAUCGAAGCGGUCGUGCAGCAGAUCUCCAAGGACUUCGGAAAGAUUGAUAUCAUUGUCGUUAACUCCGGAAUCACUUCGAAUGUUGCGGCCGAAGACUACACAACGGAGCAGUGGAGUGAUAUCAUGAAGGUCAAUCUCGAUGGAGCCUUCUACACUGCCCAAGCCGCGGCGCGCAUUUUUAAGACGCAGGGGUAUGGAAAUGUUAUUUUCACAGCUUCUGUCAGCGCGACGCUGGUGAAUGUCCCUCAGAAGCAGGCUGCGUACAACGCUUCCAAAGCAGGUGUUGUCCAACUGGCAAAGUGCCUGUCAGUGGAAUGGGUUGAUUUUUGCCGCGUCAAUUGCAUCUCUCCCGGAUUCAUCGCAACUGAGAUUCUGGAUAUCCACCCCCAAGAGUGGCGGGAGAAGUGGUUCAGCAUGAUUCCCGCAAAGAGAAUGGCUGAGUGCUAUGAGCUGAAGGGCGCGUAUGUCUUCUGUGCAUCCGAUGCAUCCAGCUAUAUGACCGGUGCCAACAUCGUUAUUGACGGUGGAUAUACGCUUCCUUAA